UACAUCAACAACUACAAGUGCCUCAUCCACGUAGCAACAGGAAGAGACAAAGUGAACUGGAGAUACAAAAGUUACACGGAAUGCCACAGACCGAGAGUGAGAGGUUAAAGUGUGGGCGUGUAGGCAGAGAGCGACAGCAGCAGGCAGAACUGCAUGAACAUGGAGAUGUACCAGGCAAACCACAGCCUCCCCCCAGGGAUUUUCUGUCACCCCAACCCUCGACUUAUACCUCUGGAGCUCAGUGUACCGGAGAUGACCAGAGGAGGCAGGUUUCUAAACUGUUGCCUGGUAGGUCUCAGUCAGGCCAGCACAGACCCUCUGUAUUGCGCCAGGCUGUCAGAACGACCCACAGGCGGCACCAUGUGGAGCCUGGUUCAGCUCAAGCUAUCGCCCAGUGCAAGGCGGAGGUGGAAACAGGCAUGAGCCAUCAACAGUUUUCUCUCCUGCAAUCUGGCCCCUCUCCCAGGCAUAUUGAUCCCACCCCUUCUCCUAGGAGAGACGGUCUGCUUGAAGCCUCCAUCUUCAGCAAGCAUCAGAAUGGCCCAAGUCUCCAAAACCCAGGGAGUGUCGGAACUCUGUUUCUGAAUGGCCUCUGCCGCUGGCCAGGUUGUGAUUCAGUAUUUGAGGAAUUUAACAGCUUUCUGAAACACCUUCACGCUGACCAUAGCUAUGGAGACAAAAGCAUUGCACAGUGGAGGAUACAACAAGAUAUGGUGCAGUAUAUGGAAAGCCAGCUGACUCUGGAAAAACAGAAACUCUUUGAAAUGCAACUUCAUCUGCACCUAUCUCAAAACAAGUCAACUGAUUUGAGGGCAGGUUUAGACUGGCCCUACAGCCUGGCACUCAUCACGUCCCAGGCUCGGGCAGCAGAUGAAGACCAAGUGCCACACUGUGCCACUAAAGAGCCAGAGGAGCUUGCGCAGCACGAGUUCUGGCCUGCUGGCACUGCCCAUCUACUGCCAGAGUCUCAAGAAUUCAUCUCAAACAUGGCCAUGUUUUUGUUGGGAUGCUCCAUAGAUGUGGUCCCAGGGAUCCAGUGUUACAAAUACAACAACAUCAGGCCUCCAUACACCUAUGCCUGCCUGAUACGAUGGUCUAUACUGGAGUCUCCAGACAAGCAGCGCACUCUGAAUGAGAUCUAUAACUGGUUCACCACUAUGUUCUUUUACUUCCGACACAACACUGCCACCUGGAAGAAUGCUGUGCGCCAUAAUCUUAGCCUGCACAAGUGUUUUGUGCGAGUGGAGGGAGGCAAAGGGGCUGUCUGGACUGUGGAUGAAACAGAAUAUCAAAUGCGGAAGGGACAGAAGUAUUACAGGGAUCAUCCUGUGAAAUGGUUGACACCCUACUCUUUCUUUCGUCCGGAGGAACCAUGAGGUCGGGCAACAACUCAUGUACAGUUCAAAUCGGGUUGAUGCUGUCAGACUUUGCUCAGCAGAGGGCGCCAGAAUGUAGUAUUGUCCAAUACUAUUUUCCAUAAAAUGUGCGAUUUUGUGCGAUGGAAGAGAACAGAAUAUUAAGCAAUAUUUUUUGUGUAUUAUAUUGGAAAAAUAAAGUGGUGCAAGUUGACAGUUUUUUUUAUGUAUUCUUCUCAGGUAAUAUGUAUACAUGCAACAAUAAAACUUUUUUAUAAUGUG
Molecule: messenger RNA, 1637 nt
Organism: Osmerus eperlanus (European smelt)
Lineage: Eukaryota; Metazoa; Chordata; Actinopteri; Osmeriformes; Osmeridae
Gene: foxp3b
Product: forkhead box P3b
Exons: 13
Coding region: 81-1376 (431 amino acids)
Biological process (GO): regulation of transcription by RNA polymerase II
Cellular component (GO): nucleus
Molecular function (GO): DNA-binding transcription repressor activity, RNA polymerase II-specific; RNA polymerase II cis-regulatory region sequence-specific DNA binding
Source: RefSeq, a predicted model, not a curated record